ACAGCUCCCCUGCCGGCCAGACCUGCGUGUGUGUGCCUCACCUCACCUCGCCUCCACCUGGCCGCCACCCUCACUCCUCCAGCAGACUCCGCCACGCCUGACACGCCCUCCUGCCCGCUCCCUUCGUCACCAGUCCUCACACUCUUGGUCGCUUCAUCUGCCUCCGACGCCGCUGCCUCCUUCGGCCGCGCACUCCUACUCAGUCAGGAUGCGGUCUGCUGUCCUUGCUGUGCUGGUCCUGCUGGCUGUCUGCUGGUCUCCCGCAGCAGGCAGGGGCCACAUCUUUAGCAACACCCGUUUCCGCCCUGAGGCAGGACCCAACUGGGGCUAUGGCGGUAUGGGUCAGCACUACCAGGCCGAGCGCUUAAUGUCGCCUCGGGAGCAGCUGCUGGAGGCUCUGCUAGGAGGCGAGGAGCUGCUUGAGGAACAGCUGUGCGAGGGACGCCGCUGUACCGCCAACGAGCAGUGCUGUGCCGGCCAUCUGUGUGUUGAGUUCGAUGGAGCCUCCGGGACCUGCAUGUCUGCCGCCGACCAUCGUGAGGGAUCGGAGUGCGUCGGCGACUCGGAGUGCAGCGCCGGAAUGUACUGCGAUCUGGGCGCCUGCGUUCCUUUCCAGGGCAAGAAGCGCUACAACGAGCCGUGCACGCUGAGCUCCGAGUGUGAGAUCGAACGCGGACUUUGCUGCCAGCUGGUCCGACGCCACCGCCAGGCACCCAAAACACUGUGUGGGUACUUCAAGGACCCCAUGAUCUGUCUGGGCCACGUCAACACGCAGCAGGUCCAACACGUGGUUCAACAUACGAUGGGAGAGAAGAGGUUAACCGGGAGGAACUACGAGUAUAUUAUUGUGUGAGCUGAAGACACGAGAACAAAGAAAACGAGAUGCCGAACGACAACCACCAAGAAUUCUGAAGCGUCAUCCCUGGGGCCUAAAAUGAGAGAGAGAGAGAGAGAGAGAGAGAGAGAGAGAGAGAGAGAGAGAGAGAGAGAGAGAGAGAGAGAGAGAGAGAGAGAGAGAGAGAGAGAGAGAGAGAGAGAGAAAGUGUACCACAAUGAUUAUGAGUGACAAAUUAGAUAAAAUAGAUAUAUAUACCAGUAAUGUUAUUUUUUUUUUACAGUAUUCAUUUUGUUUUGAUAAGUCAUAGGACCGUCUAUCUUCUUCACUUAACUAAUUUUUUUCUCUCUCUCUCUCUCUCUCUCUCUCUCUCUCUCUCUCUCUCUCUCUCUCUCUCUCUCUCUCUCUGAACAAUGUGAUUCGUCCAUGCAUCAGUUUUCUCCUAUGUCUAGAGUUACUUAUUGAAUUGGCAAACUUGACUUUCAUUAAAAAAAAAAAAUUACAACCCUUUUUAUUGCACGUUGUUUUAAGGUAAAUUAUUCAAGUAUGCAUAUUCAUUCAGCUCCAUUGAUGUUACUAUUCCUUCAACUACUACUACUGCUACUACUACUACUACUGUUACUACUACUACUUCUACCAUCACUACUUCUAUGGGUGCUGAGUGGCGCAGUGGCACGGGCUGAUGACUCCCAGUUCGAGACCCACAAAAGACUGCGCCACUUAGAGGAAGAAACAGCGCUUUUCCGUACCCCAAAAGUGGACUAUAAAUUCUGAUCUUCCUUCUAAGACUAUACGAUCCCUUUAUGGCCGGGUAGGAUAACACUUCGAUUCAACCUCUUGCUCUAUUUCCAUAACUACUAAUGAGACAACUACUACUACUACUACUACUACUACUAUUACUAUAACUGCAACUACUGCAUAAGCAAAGGGAAAUUCAGGACUCUUUAAGUGGAAACAAAUGCUUGAAAGAGUGCGUGUGCGUGUGUGUGUGUGUGUACCGACGCCCUUGUUACCAGAUGGCGCUUGAGAAUUCAUGAGUUAUCCCUUAAAGUUGUCCAUCUGGCGAGUAGAAAACGGGAAAAAUAGAGAAAUCGGAAGAGAGAGAGAAAAAGAGAGAGAGAAACUUCAAUGACAUAUCUUAGCACCUCAGAUCGUCUCGGUAGUAGGAAUUUCCCGAAUGUACGAGUAAUAUAAUACCACUAUAGCGUACCUAGAACUCUAUAUUUUGUCCGUACCAUAUUACGUAUCUAUACUAACAACCGCGGAGUCAGUCACCAGCUGUAGCAGUGCGUACAUAACGUAUAUACAUGUCAUACUACUCCUACUCCUCCUCCUCCUACUACUACCACUACUACUACUACUACUCUUACUACGUACUAAGUCGAUGUUAUAGAAGGAAGCAUAAUGAGUGUUGACAUGCUCGUAACAUGUUAGGUAGGUAGGGUGGCAGGAUCGGUUCCAUAAUGUGACGUGAAGAAGAUAACAUACAUAAGUAAUGCUAAUGGUAAUACUAAUAAUAAUACUAAUACUAAUACAUGGCGGUGUCUGUAUUUAUGAUUAUUUUCCAAGGCGCUCCAUCAACGGUGUGUGUGUGUGUGUGUGUGUGUGUGAGAGAGAGCGAUUUCACUUCUUUAUUUAUCUAUUUAUGAUGAAUGGGAUCCAACUGCAAGCCCAUGCCAGCCUUGAACCUAGUAAAAAGGGUUAAGUAGCCUCAUCGCCCUUCCUCUGCGACAGACGAUUUGAUUCCCUUGAACCAACUCUCUUCAAUCCCUUUUACGAGCUCGCAUGGAUUUAGCUGUUGGUUCUUUGGCGUGUGUGCGUGUGUGUGUGCGUGUGUGUGUGUGUGGUAGGGUAAGGUGGGUGCGUGCAUCAGUCACUAUCAAUAUUAAUCAUUCUUAUAGUCAAGGACGGAGCAGCCAGUCGUUAUUUAUAUAUUCCUCGAUGUCCCAAGGUCGUAGACAACCAAUAAGAUACACUAGGAUAUAAGUAUUAACGCAGGCAUGGUGUUUUCGUGUGUACGUGUGUGUGUGUGCGUGUGUGUGUGCGUGUGUGUGCGGCGAUCUUUAACCUAACCAGACCGUACACACACGUCCCUUCCCUCCCCCCGUGCGGAAACAAGCUGGGCCAGAGGAAACCUGUGGCCCUCCCCUCCCCUGGGCUUCUCCUCCCCCUCCCACCCCUCACCCUUGUACCUGGUCUCUGGUGUGCCCUCGUUCCACCCCCUCACCGCCCCACCGCCCCCCUACCCCCCUCCCAGCACGGCACGGGGGGGGAGGUUGAGCCCUGAUCGUGAAGAGACAACCACCCCACAACUCAGCCCGCGUGGCUCCGUUCUGCCGUGGUCGUCACCUAAUUAGUCUACUUGUCCAGUUUAGGCAGAUGAUGCACCAAUAAAAUUUAAGUUGAAUCUUAA
This is a messenger RNA of Eriocheir sinensis (Chinese mitten crab), 3248 nucleotides long. RefSeq names its product ITG-like peptide. The record is from RefSeq and is a predicted model, not a curated record. The transcript has 8 exons. Lineage: Eukaryota; Metazoa; Arthropoda; Malacostraca; Decapoda; Varunidae. Bases 209 to 853 code for a protein of 214 amino acids.